AUGAAUUACCAAACUGAAGAGCAACCAAACCAACAAAAUACAGAGAGCCAACAAGAGCAAUCAGAGGAGACAAAAGAACUAUUAUUUGAAGUGAAUGAGAAAGUCUUGUGUUAUCACGGUCCUUUAAUCUAUGAAGCAAAAAUUAUGGACAGACAAUGGAUGAACGAAGACCCAGAGCUUCAAGGUCCUUAUUAUUUUGUUCACUAUAAAGGAUGGAAACGAACUUGGGAUGAAUGGGUUCCUGAAACGCGUCUUUUGAAAUGGUGUGAUGAAAAUAUAAAAAUGCAACUUCGAUUAAGGGAUCUUUAUCGUAUGAAGCAAAGUGGAAGAAGUCAAAAUACAUAUAAAGAAGCAGAGUCUAGUGAUGGCGGACUUGGUAAAAGACGAAGAGAUGCCAAGUUGGAAAAGGAAGAAGACUAUCUAAGAAAGCCAGAGAUCAAACUUGAGAUACCCGAUGCAUUAAAAGGUCAAUUGGUGGAUGAUUGGGAGAACGUGACAAAGAACCAACAACUUGUUACUUUACCAAGAGAAAUAACUGUCAAUGGUGUCCUGGAGCGUUAUAAAGCAUACAAAAGAGAAAAGAAAGGAAAUCGUGAAUUGAAUGAGGAUUUGCUUGAAGAAGUAUUACAUGGUCUUCGUAUUUAUUUUAAUAAAGCAUUAGGAACAAUGUUAUUAUAUCGGUUCGAAAGACAUCAAUACGCAGAGAUCCUUCGACAGCAUCCGAAUACAGAACCAGUGGAUGUGUAUGGAGCAGAACACCUACUGCGCCUCUUUGUGCAAAUGCCUAGUUUAAUUGCUCAUACGACUAUGGAUACAGACGCUGUUCAAGUGUUGACAGAUUAUCUAAGUGACAUACUGCGCUUUAUGCAAAAACAACAAAAACAGUUAUUCCAAACUGAAUACGAAAAUGCUGUACCAGGUUAUGUUGCCUUAUCUGAAAGUACAUAA
Molecule: messenger RNA, 948 nt
Organism: Rhizopus microsporus ATCC 52813
Lineage: Eukaryota; Fungi; Mucoromycota; Mucoromycetes; Mucorales; Rhizopodaceae
Product: MRG-domain-containing protein
Exons: 6
Coding region: 1-948 (315 amino acids)
Biological process (GO): chromatin organization; regulation of DNA-templated transcription
Cellular component (GO): NuA4 histone acetyltransferase complex; Rpd3S complex; nucleus
Source: RefSeq, a predicted model, not a curated record